Messenger RNA from Strongyloides ratti, 519 nucleotides. RefSeq names its product Actin-related protein 2/3 complex subunit 4. Gene Ontology annotation, biological process: Arp2/3 complex-mediated actin nucleation; actin filament polymerization. Gene Ontology annotation, molecular function: actin filament binding. The record is from RefSeq and is a predicted model, not a curated record. Bases 1 to 519 code for a protein of 172 amino acids. The transcript has 2 exons. NCBI's taxonomy places the organism in Eukaryota, Metazoa, Nematoda, Chromadorea, Rhabditida, Strongyloididae. Gene Ontology annotation, cellular component: actin cytoskeleton; Arp2/3 protein complex.
AUGUCUUUACAGGCUAAUACUCUUCAACCAUAUUUGGAAUGUGUUCGACGUACACUUGAAGCUUCAUUAUGUAUUCAACAAUUUGGAUCUCAAGUAGUUGAAAGACACAACAAACCUGAGGUUGAGGUUCAAACAAGUAAAGAAUUACUCAUGACACCAGUAAUAAUAUCACGUAACAAACAGGAGCGUGUUCUUAUUGAACCUUCAAUAAAUUCAGUACGUUUAAGUAUUGGUAUAAAACAAGCUGAUAAUAUUGAACAUAUAUUAUGUAAAAAAUUUAUGAAAGUUUUAUGUCAAAGAGCUGAUAAUUUUAUUGUACUUCGACGAAAACCAAUUGAAGGUUAUGAUAUUAGUUUUCUUAUUACUGCAACUGAUAUUGAACAUAUGUAUAAAUCUAAACUUAUAGAUUUUUUAAUUCAUUUUAUGCAAGAAAUUGAUAAGGAAAUAAGUGAAAUGAAAUUAGCAUUAAAUGCAAGAGCAAGACUAUCUGCUGAAGACUUUCUUAGACGCUUUAAUUAA